GUUAUUUUUAAAUAUGCUAUAGAAAUAGGCUUUUGUAAGUACAUAUGAUGCUUGCACAGUAUUAAAGUAAUGAUCAAGACAAAAUACACUGCUUUUUUAUCACAGGCAAAUGCAACCAUGCAUUGCAAAAGAGAAAUCUGCUUGAAGUAUAUCUACGGGAAUAAAGUAAAGCAGAAACUAGGGGCUCUUCUGCUUGUGUGUGUGUGGCUCCUGUGCUCUCAGUCAGUGUCCAGCAGCAACCAAAGCUCUCGAGGCCAAACCGGUCGGUCAGAAGUUAAGCCGGGUACCUGCGAAGUGGUGGCAGCUCAUCGUUGCUGUAAUAAGAAUAAAAUAGAGGAGAGGUCUCAGACGGUCAAGUGCUCAUGUCUUCCUGGACAGGUUGCUGGGACCACGCAUGCUCAACCCUCAUGUGUAGAUGCGUCUAUCGUGCGUAUGAAGUGGUGGUGUCAAAUGGAGCCAUGCUUAAAUGAUGAGGAGUGUAAAGCAUUGCCUGACCUCACCGGCUGGUCCUGCAGUUCUGGGAACAAAAUCAAAACUACCAAGGUCACACGGUAAAGCAACACUUCUGUGGACAUGUGAUGACAACUCAUAAUUUCACACGAGCAUAUUUUAAAAUCAAACCCGCAAAUGUCAACAAAAAUUCACGCUUGAGCAGAAACAUGUGAACCGUGAACUAAGACUGUGAGAAGAGUUUAAAUGAUGCAAGGCACUUGCUUCACAAAACCUAAAUAGCCUAUUUCUCGUUCAAAUAAAUUCUGUUAUUUUUAACUUUAUUCGUCAAGAAUCCUGAAAAGUAUCACUAUUUCCACAAAAAAUAUUAAGCAGCAGCUAUUUUUAACUUUGAAUAUAAUAACAAAUUUUUCUU
This is a messenger RNA of Cyprinus carpio (common carp), 865 nucleotides long. RefSeq names its product chemokine-like protein TAFA-4. Lineage: Eukaryota; Metazoa; Chordata; Actinopteri; Cypriniformes; Cyprinidae. Gene Ontology annotation, molecular function: receptor ligand activity. The record is from RefSeq and is a predicted model, not a curated record.